Sitophilus oryzae (rice weevil) is the source of this 3244-nucleotide messenger RNA. RefSeq names its product heat shock 70 kDa protein 4 (gene Hsc70Cb). The transcript has 11 exons. NCBI's taxonomy places the organism in Eukaryota, Metazoa, Arthropoda, Insecta, Coleoptera, Curculionidae. Gene Ontology annotation, molecular function: ATP binding; ATP-dependent protein folding chaperone. The coding region runs from base 166 to 2688 and encodes 840 amino acids. Gene Ontology annotation, cellular component: cytosol; nucleus. The record is from RefSeq and is a predicted model, not a curated record. Gene Ontology annotation, biological process: protein folding.
CCGGGAUCUGCGAUCUGUCAUUCGAGCCUCCAUUUUUGAUCGUUCAUCGUUCGUUCGACCGGUGCGUUCUAGAAGAGCGAUUUUAAAAGCAUUUUAGUUCAUUCCAGGACGAUUUCUGUGAUAUUGGUUGGUGGUAAUUCGCGAGGCAACAGAAAAUAAGACAGGAUGGCGGCGAUGUCAGUCAUUGGAAUAGAUUUAGGAAACGAGUCUUGCUAUAUCGCUGUUGCGAAGGCAGGAGGGAUUGAAACUAUAGCAAACGACUAUAGUUUACGAUCGACACCUUCUUACAUUGCAUUUUCUGGAAAGAACCGUAUCCUAGGUGUUGCUGCCAAAAAUCAGCAAGUAACUAAUAUGAAAAAUACUGUUUACGGCUUGAAAAGGCUUAUAGGUAGAAAAUUUAGGGAUCCACACGUUCAAAGAGAACUGCAGUGGUUACCAUUUAAUGUAGUUGAAGAGAGGAAUGGCACUAUAGGAAUUAAAGUAAAUUAUUUAAAUGAAGAACAUACCUUUUCUCCUGAGCAAUGUCUGGCUAUGUUACUAACCAAACUGAAAGACACAGCAAGUACUGCUUUGCAAACACCCAUUAAUGAUUGUGUUAUUUCUGUACCAUCGUAUUUUACAAAUAAUGAAAGAAAAGCAUUACUUGAUUCUGCUGCAAUCUCAGGUCUUAAUGUACUCCGAUUAUUCAAUGAGACCACUGCCACAGCUCUAUCUUACGGCAUCUACAAGCAGGACUUGCCUGCCCCUGAAGAGAAGCCCCGAAAUGUUGUUUUUGUUGAUUGUGGUUAUGCUUCACUUCAAGUGUUCGCCUGCGCAUUUAACAAAGGGAAAUUGAAAAUGAUAACUACGGCAGCAGAUCCCUAUUUGGGUGGCAGAGAUAUUGAUAGGCUUCUGGCAGAUCAUUUUGCUGCUGAAUUUCAGAAAAAAUACCAUGUAGAUGCUAAAUCUAAUGCUAGGGCUUAUGUGAGGUUGUUGGCUGAAGUAGAGAAAUUAAAAAAACAAAUGUCAGCUAACUCAACCACUCUGCCUUUAGGUAUAGAGUGUUUUAUGAAUGACAAAGAUGUUAAAAGUGAAAUGAAGAGAGCCGAUAUGGAAGUUAUUUGUGCCUCACUGUUUCAAAGGGUCGAAGACACCCUAAGACAAUGUUUGAACCAGUCAGGAUUGCAACUUGGUGAUAUAUAUGCUGUGGAGAUUGUUGGUGGUUCCUCCAGGGUUCCGGCCAUCAAACAGCUGAUUGAGAAAGUGUUCCAGAAGCAACCUAGUACUACUUUGAACCAAGACGAGGCUGUAUCGAGGGGCUGCGCCCUUCAAUGCGCCAUGUUAUCGCCUGCAGUCAGGGUUAGAGAAUUUAGUGUUACAGAUGUUCAGAACUAUCCUGUACAUUUAUCUUGGGAGGCCAGUCCAGGAGGUGAAUCGGCGGGAGAACUGGAGGUGUUUCCUCUGAAUCAUGCCACUCCAUUUUCCAGGAUGUUGACGUUUUAUAGAACUGAACCAUUCUCAGUAAAAGCGUUUUACAUUGGUAACAUUCCAUAUCCAGACUCAAAUAUAGGCACUUGGGUCGUCAAAGAUAUCAGACCCGCCUCCGACGGUAAACCCCAAAAAGUGAAGGUCAAGGUGAGGAUCAAUCUCCACGGCAUCAUGACCGUGUCCAGCGCCUCCCUGAUCGAGGCCAAAGAAUCCACCGAACCGGAGACCCCACAGGACACGCAAGAAGCCCAAGAAACGCCCGCCGAUCAACAACAACAGCAGCAGAGCAACGGCGACCAACAACAGCAGGACGAGUCCGAAACGUCGUCUGCGCCGGCGCAGACCGCAGAGGUAGGCCACCCACAAUCCACCGGCAAAGGUUGGGCGAAGAAAAUAUCGGCCUGGUUCAGCGGGGAGGGAGACAAAGAGAAAAAGAAAAAACUAGUCAAGAGCGUGGAUUUACCGAUCGAAGCUCUCACUUCCGGUUUCUCCAACGUAGAAAUCAACAAAUUCACCGAGCAGGAAUUUAAAAUGAUCGCCUCGGACAAGCAGGAAAAGGAACGUGCGGAUUCAAGGAACGCUUUGGAGGAGUAUGUCUACGAUUUAAGGAACAAAGUCUCCUCGGAAGAGGAAUUGGGUCAGUAUUUGUUGGAGGCUGACAGGGAGCAACUUGUUAGGUUGUUGGACGAUAUGGAGAAUUGGUUGUACGAAGACGGAGAGGAUUGUAACAAACAGGUUUACAUUGAUAAAUUAUCUGAAUUAAAAUCAAGAGGCGAACCUGUCCAACAACGAAAAAUCGAAUUCGAAGUUAGGCCGAGCGUACUAGAAAACUUUUCAAGGUCUUUGCAGCUGUGCUCCAAAGCUUUAGAACUUAUUAAAAAUAAUGAUCCCAAAUACGCCCACCUCACCGACGAAGACGUAAACAAAGUGAACCACGCGUAUCAGGACGCUUUCAAAUGGCUGGAACAGGCGAGAGCCAACCUGCACAACACGCCCAAACACCUCCCUGUCCCAAUUACUGUAGCCCAAAUACGACAGGAAAAGUCCAACUUCGAAAACGCGGCGAAUUCCAUCUUGAGCAGGCCUCCGCCGAAGGCCCCGUCGCCCCCUAAAGACGAUAAGAAACAGGCCGGCGAUGAGAACAGUUCAGAACAGAAGGAACAGCAACAGAACAAACAGAAUUCGCAGGAGAACAUGGAAUGGUCAGACGACCAUUUUUAAACUAAACUUUAAAUUAAUUUAUAUGUAUAUUUAAAACCACUUUAAAAAACUGAUCUUUAAAUGACACAAAACCCACGAUUUUAAUAGUUAGUUUCUCAGUCAGUCAGUCAAGUAUUUUGUUUUAUCUUUUUCUGGGUCUGUGCGUAGGAAAAAAAGGUGUAAUGUGAAAUUCAACAAAAAAUUAAUCUACAUGUCUUGAAGUUUUAAAAGCUUCAGUUUAUAUAUACAAAAGUUUAAUAUAAUUGAGUUAGUUUUUAUUAUUAAUGAGUUUGGCUUCACUCACACCUUAAUAAAAUAAUACAAAAAAAACGAAGUAAUUCUUUUGCAUUUUAACUGUUGGGCGUAGAGGAUGGACUUAUUGGAAUUGAGCAAGAAUAUGGACCAUUUUUUUCUAAUUUUUUUUUCGCUUUUUUGUAAUUUAUUAGCACUAGUUUUCGCUCAUUAUUAUUUUGAAAGAAAGACAGAAAACAUGUUUAUGCAGAAAAUAGAAGUAAUAACACUUCCGGUUAUUCUACUUAUAUUUUGUAAUUGUGUUUAAUAAAAAUACUUAAAAGUU